Molecule: messenger RNA, 708 nt
Organism: Phytophthora infestans T30-4
Lineage: Eukaryota; Oomycota; Peronosporomycetes; Peronosporales; Peronosporaceae
Exons: 4
Coding region: 1-708 (235 amino acids)
Source: RefSeq, a predicted model, not a curated record
AUGGUAUUCCUAUUUGGUGAGGACGGUUCAGGUAAAUCACUUUUAAUGAAUCUUAGCAAACAAAUUCUAUGCUGUGAUGAUAUGAAUAAUCAUGCUAAGACUCUAUCAAAGGCUGCUUUCUUGAGCUCGAUAUCUUCCUUCCAUGACUGGGAUAUUCCAACAAUUAUCAAUAGCAACAAACUACCAAACUAUAAAGAUGAAUCUGGUGAAGUAGUUCAAAGCAAAAACACGAAUCUUGAAAAUGAGAUCAAAGACAAGGAAUUCGGCGUCUUUCUACACCGCUGUCGACCAACUUUUCUGAAGUUUUGUUCCAGAUACAAGAACAAGGGGGUUGGGACGUUUUGUCCGGUAUCGUUCAUUGAGAGCCGCAACCUUCUUCGUAUGGCUACGAAUAACACUUACCAAUUCAUCUUUGAUAGAUGUAAAUACGAAGGAGGUACUUUUACCUCUGUUCCUCAGUUGAAUAAAGCUAUGAAAGCGUAUAUCAACGAAAAAUAUGAAAUGAAGCAAGCAUUCAAGGAUACAAUCAAUAUUACAAAUAUUAUGCUCGUAGAUAAUCGAUAUGUAGAGAAAAAAUUGAACAUCUGUAAGAGUUGUCGCAAGGAACACAAAAAAGGAUGCUGCGAUAAAUACGAUCGUCUUAAUCGAUCAAAAUCUCAUGUUAUUCUAAAUAUCACGCUCUCUUAUGGGAUUCCUGAUGAUGAUUAG